Procambarus clarkii (red swamp crayfish) is the source of this 1926-nucleotide messenger RNA. RefSeq names its product chloride intracellular channel protein 6-like. The record is from RefSeq and is a predicted model, not a curated record. NCBI's taxonomy places the organism in Eukaryota, Metazoa, Arthropoda, Malacostraca, Decapoda, Cambaridae.
AUGAACAGGAUACAGCAAGAGAGUCAUUCUGGUGACAGUAGACAGCAGGAGAGUCAUUCUGGUGACAGUAGACAGCAGGAGAGUCAUUCUGGUGACAGUAGACAGCAGGAGAGUCAUUCUGGUGACAGUAGACAGCAGGAGAGUCAUUCUGGUGACAGUAGACAGCAAGAGAGUCAUUCUGGUGACAGUAGACAGCAGGAGAGUCAUUCUGGUGACAGUAGACAGCAGGAGAGUCGUUCUGGUGACAGUAGACAGCAGGAGAGUCGUUCUGGUGACAGUAGACAGCAGGAGAGUCGUUCUGGUGACAGUAGACAGCAGGAGAGUCGUUCUGGUGACAGUAGACAGCAGGAGAGUCGUUCUGGUGACAGUAGACAACAGGAGAGUCGUUCUGGUGACAGUAGACAGCAAGAGAGUCAUUCUGGUGACAGUAGACAGCAGGAGAGUCGUUCUGGUGACAGUAGACAGCAGGAGAGUCGUUCUGGUGACAGUAGACAGCAGGAGAGUCGUUCUGGUGACAGUAGACAGCAGGAGAGUCGUUCUGGUGACAGUAGACAGCAGGAAAGUCGUUCUGGUGACAGUAUACAGCAAGAGAGUCAUUCUGGUGACAGUAGACAGCAAGAGAGUCGUUCUGGUGACAGUAGACAGCAAGAGAGUCAUUCUGGUGACAGUAGACAGCAGGAGAGUCAUUCUGGUGACAGUAGACAGCAGGAGAGUCGUUCUGGUGACAGUAGACAGCAGGAGAGUCAUUCUGGUGACAGUAGACAGCAGGAGAGUCAUUCUGGUGACAGUAGACAGCAAGAGAGUCAUUCUGGUGACAGUAGACAGCAGGAGAGUCGUUCUGGUGACAGUAGACAGCAGGAGAGUUGUUCUGGUGACAGUAGACAGCAGGAGAGUCUUUCUGGUGACAGUAGACAGCAGGAGAGUCUUUCUGGUGACAGUAGACAGCAGGAGAGUCUUUCUGGUGACAGUAGACAGCAGGAGAGUCUUUCUGGUGAGAGUAGACAGCAGGAGAGUCUUUCUGGUGACAGUAGACAGCAGGAGAGUCGUUCUGGUGACAGUAGACAGCAGGAGAGUCUUUCUGGUGACAGUAGACAGCAGGAGAGUCGUUCUGGUGACAGUAGACAGCAGGAGAGUCAUUCUGGUGACAGUAGACAGCAGGAGAGUCUUUCUGGUGACAGUAGACAGCAGGAGAGUCUUUCUGGUGACAGUAGACAGCAGGAGAGUCUUUCUGGUGACAGUAGACAGCAGGAGAGUCGUUCUGGUGACAGUAGACAGCAGGAGAGUCAUUCUGGUGACAGUAGACAGCAGGAGAGUCAUUCUGGUGAUAGUAGACAGCAAGAGAGUCAUUCUGGUGACAGUAGACAGCAAGAGAGUCAUUCUGGUGACAGUAGACAGCAGGAGAGUCAUUCUGGUGACAGUAGACAGCAGGAGAGUUGUUCUGGUGACAGUAGACAGCAGGAGAGUCGUUCUGGUGACAGUAGACAUCAGGAGAGUCGUUCUGGUGACAGUAGACAGCAGGAGAGUCAUUCUGGUGACAGUAGACAGCAGGAGAGUCGUUCUGGUGACAGUAGACAGCAGGAGAGUCUUUCUGGUGACAGUAGACAGCAGGAGAGUCUUUCUGGUGACAGUAGACAGCAGGAGAGUCGUUCUGGUGACAGUAGACAGCAGGAGAGUCUUUCUGGUGACAGUAGACAGCAGGAGAGUCGUUCUGGUGACAGUAGACAGCAGGAGAGUCGUUCUGGUGACAGUAGACAGCAGGAGAGUCGUUCCGGUGACAGUAGACAGCAAGAGAGUCGUUCUGGUGACAGUAGACAGCAGGAGAGUCGUUCUAGUGGCGGCAGGUGGGUCGUAGCGGUGACAGCCGAUGAAAGAGCGGCUGGAGAUUACCCCUUGACCGUCGUAGGGCUGGGAACACAAGUGCCCUGA